AAAUUUUCUCUCCAUCCAAACAAGAAGACUUGAAAACCCAAAAGCCAAGAAAAUUAAAGAGAAAAACAACAUGGGGACGCUCGAAUCUCCAACCACCAUCGCCCCUUUACUCCUCCGAAACCUCCUAAUCUCUGUUUUUAUCUAUGCUGAUAAAUCCCUUCUGAAUUUAGCCAAAAAACACAGAGUCCUCCAAUUGAUUCGAUAUGCACUGGUUUCUUCCUUUUUCUUCUUUCUGCGUCUAUUCCCCUCCCUUUUUCCUUCUUUGAAUCCCAAUUUCGUCGACAAUCACGCCUCUAAGAUACCCCAAAAGGACACCUACGUGCCGGCGGCGGUGUGUGGCGGCUGCGAUUCCGGUAUUGCUCGGGCACUUUCGCAAUUGCUGUCGAUUGUCAACGAACUUCCUGUUAGUUCGAGAAAGUACGAGGUUGUUCGGGGUUUAGCGGAGAGGAUUAUGGAGGAGAACGAGAGGGAGAACGUUGAAGCUCUUCGCGAAGUCAAUCGGAAUGUCAUAUCGGCGGCGUUUUCUAGGACGCUUAUCCAGCUUGAAGCCGCCAUGGCAGAACAAGGGCCAGACGGUGUCAGUCACGACGGUCUGGAUUCUCGACCAGAACAGGUUCAGUACCAGUUGAACCGGGUUAUGAAAGCGUUUCGUUCGGUCGGGAAUGGGGCGUUGGCGAGGAUAGGCAGAGGGAAAACAGGGGUCAACAGGUCUAGAUUCUCAGCCGAGAAGCUGGCGGCUGAGCUACUUUGGUUGGCUCAGAAGAUGGCGGCUUGUGGGUUUGAGAAAGAGGCGGUAAAGAGGUGGGCCUCGGCCUCGAAUAUGGGUUGGCUUGCUCUUUCGGCUGAGCCACGGCUCCAAGGUUCCCUGGUUAAGGUCACAGCAUUUUUGUUUAAGCAAGCCAAAAACUUGGGGGUGGAGAAAGACGAGGAAGGCGAGAAAGAGCAACAAAGGCAGACAAAAAUGAAGUUGCUAAUGUCAUGGUUGCCGCUGCUAUGCAGAGCAAGCACAGGCACUGAUGUCCCAGUACUCAGCAUGAGCGAAAAGGCAGACCUAGAGAAGGUGCUGGAAGAGAUCAUAGAAUUGCUGGGACAAGAGGAGCAGGAGCAAGUCUUGUCCCUGUGGCUCCACCACUUCACAUCCUGCUCAUCCUCUGAUUGGCCCAACCUCCAUGCUUCCUAUGGUCGCUGGUGCUCCGCAUCUCGCAAGUUCUUGGUCCUCCAAUGAAGUUCAAAAAUAGAAUAUAAUUGUAAAUUUUAUGCCAUUAAUCGGCAAGUUAAUUAGUUAGCACUAGUUGAAUAUGCAAACAGGAAUUUGAUCAUGUACUUUAUUAUAGUUAUAGAUAGAGGAGGAAUUAUUUGAAUUCUUUUUCUUUCCUUAGUAAUCAAUCACCACUAUUUUCUCAAGCUCAAUAAAGGUUGUGUCCAGUC
This is a messenger RNA of Rubroshorea leprosula, 1428 nucleotides long. NCBI's taxonomy places the organism in Eukaryota, Viridiplantae, Streptophyta, Magnoliopsida, Malvales, Dipterocarpaceae. The record is from the annotation of a GenBank genome assembly.